Messenger RNA from Vitrella brassicaformis, 2225 nucleotides. Lineage: Eukaryota; Vitrellaceae. The record is from the annotation of a GenBank genome assembly.
ACCAGCAGCCCGGCUACUUAGUAUACACACAUACGUAUGCCGUUAGAAAUCGACGCAGAUCGUUGUCCCUCAAAAAAAGGGAAAAGAUGAUGCAUUUCCGCUCGCAGGACCAACCAAAUCGCAUCGAGCCAGAUCACUGUCUGUCACUUAACCAGGCCAGUUGGGCUUCAAAAAGGCAGCCCGACGCAGGCAGACAAGCUUAGAAAGGCAAAGGCCGUUCUUCCUUCGUCACAGGUUGGCCAGCUCCUCCUCAUCUUGAACGAUGCCUUCUUCCAUACCCUCUGCACCACAGACAGACAGACAGACAGGCAAGCGGAGGGAAGACAAAAAUCUCUCUGUCUGGCUGGCUUCCCCUCCCCUCCCCUCACCGAAUAGAACAGUCGAAAGAUAGCGCUCCGCGGUGUCGGCGACGACACACACGACAGCCGCUCCGUCAGCCGCUGCCUUUGCACAUUUGACCGCACCGGCAACCGACCCGCCUCCAGAUAUCCCCGUGGCGAUGCCCUCCUCUCGCGCAAGCAGUCGAGCCGUCUCGAUGGCCUCCUCGUCGGUCACCGUCAGAACCUCAUCAAUGUCGUCACGGUGGCGGUGGAGGAUCUGCAGACACAGACAGACAGACAGACAGGGAGGGAGGGAGGAAUGUGACACAUGAAUACAGGCGUACGUCAGGCAAGAAGUCAGGGGACCAACCUGCACACGACACGUACAAUCGCUUGAUGGGGUGUGGUGUGUAGUGUUGUGUUGUGUGAUGGAUGUGCUCCCACCCAUAGCUGCUCACCCUGUAUCUUGUGAGGUGACCAAUCUUGCCCAGACAGCAGGGCACCUUUUUGCGGCUCCACGGCAACCACCUGUUUGGUUGAACACAGGACACAACCAACCACUGGCAUGUGCAUGUCACUCAAUCCGCGAGCAGCGUUUCUUUGGUAAGCGUGCCUUCACAUCUGGCCGUGCCAACUGAAUGGAUGAGGCCAUCCACACACACAUAAACACGCACACACACAGAGAGAGAGGGAGAGAGAGAGGGAGCGUGUGUGUGUGUGAAGUGGUCGGAUAGAUCGACGCAGGGGUGGAUACCUUGAUCACGGAGCCGGCCCCCGUGAUUGUGCCGCCCGUCCCCCAGCCAAGCACAAAGCAAUCCAGCCGCUCCCCUGCAACCAACGCACACACACACACACACACACACACAACGCCAGUCAGGCAACAGCCGGCAACCGAUAGCCUUAUGGGAUUGAAUUGCUCCCUCACUCACUCACUCACCGACAAAGUCGGCCAGCACCUCUGGGCCGGUCGUCUGGCGAUGAUAAGUGGGGUUGGCUUCGUUGUCAAACUGAACACCAUCAGCAAAAAAGACAGAGAGGGACGCACAGACACAUGCGCACCUCUCAGUCAUGGUCACUCGUCCAUCUGCUCACCGACCUGCCUUGGGAGAAACCACCCAAAUCGCUGCGCAAGCUCCUCUGCCUUUUGCACCUGUCCGAACGAGCAGCAGUGCUUCGUUGAUCCAUCGGUCUAUCUGUCUAUUUCGUGCUCCUUCCCUCACCAUGCCGGUUCCCCGCAGCUCGCUCGGCGUAAGGACGACUUUGGCGCCAUAGAACUGCAUUAGCUUUCGCCUCUCGACGCUGAACUGCUCGCCCAUGACGGCCACAAAGGGGUGGCCCUUGACGGCACAAACGGCCGCCAACGAUAUGCCUGACGACAGACAGACAUUCAUUGCGAUGCAGUGUACCACUUCCUCCCUCGGUCCCUCCCUCCUACCUGUGUUGCCACUGGGUGGGUGGGUGGACACACAGGGGUGGGAAGAGUGAAUACCGUAAUCUGCAGCCUUCCUUUGUCUGACUGACGUCAGCGCUGGCUGACCUGGUGGCUUCGCACACCACCUGCCCGGGCCGCAGCAGCCCUCUCCUUUCCGCAUCCUCGAUUAUCCCUAUAUAAACAAAGCACCACACGCAAUCGACGCGUAUGCAUGUGUACAGCGGGCUGGCGGCGGGACCAUUGCUCACCGAUGGCAAGCCUGUCCUUGACUGAAUGAACAGACAGAGAGAGCAGGGGACAGCAAGACGCAUGGAUAGAUGCAUCGAUCAGUGUCACUCACUGCACUCACCUGAGGCGAAGGGGUUGAACGAUUCGACCUUUGCAUAGAUGGUCCUGCCGGCCGGCGACAGGCGGUUAAGGCGCACGACCGGCGUGUGGCCAAUCGUCUUGAGAAUGUUGUCGUACAGCGGCAU